AUGGAAGAAGUAGAUUCUAUCAUUUUGCACUUUCUUCAACAAUUAAAUAUAACUAUCAAUGAUGAUGUUAAAAAUAUUUGUGACCUACCAGUGGAAAUAAUUGUUGAAGCAGCAUCUAAAUGUAUAAGGACAAUAAAUCCAUUAUUGAAAGUACCUAAUAAACUACCUCCAGGUGUGUCCCAUAGGAUUGAAGUAGCAGCCCAAAUAGCAGCAAUUUGUAAGGAUUUAGGUUAUAAAAAUGAUGUUGGGUAUCAAACAUUUUUAUACUAUAAUGAAGCCGAGUUGCGACAAGUAUUUAUGUUCUUAAUAGAAAAACUACCAAGUGAUGACAAACAUGUAACUAGUACCACAGCAACAGUACAAAAGAAAAGUGCACUGCUACAGGAAAUAAGUAAGAAAAUUUCUGAAGAUCUAAAUACCAUGUGGAUCCCUUCUAAGUGCAAUCCUACGAACCCUACAAUAGGAGACUUCAAAUUUACAAAAGACAAUAUGACCAAACUUCAAAGAAUUAAUGAUGAGGAUCUUGAAGCAAAAAUACAAAAACUCAAUAAAAUUGUUAAAAAAAAUAAAGAGAAAGAGAAACCAAAUCAAGAAUUGGAAAAUGUUGUUGUUGAGAAAAUAGACAUCACAAAAAGCCUUAAACAGCUGAAAGAAAUGGCAUUUGUCCUAAGGCAAAAGUUGGACACCCUUCAAAGUGAAAAAAAUGUUAUGGAUGUUGAAUAUUCACAGGCACUUAAACAUUGUGAAAAAUCUGAAGGUGACUUGAGAAUUAUAAAAAAUAUUCUACAUGAUCUUGGAAUAUCAAAUAUUGAGGAUGAAUCAAUAGAAGAUAGACUAGACAAAGUUCGUAAAAAUAUUAUUUUGUUACAUAAGAAGAGUGAAGAUCUCACUUCAAGGAAUUUAGGUUUGAAAGUCAACAUUGACAAAAUAAAAACGAAAACUGCAUUAUCAGAGUCAGAAAGAAUUAAGUGCAAGAAGAUUUUAAUAAAUUUAAAACAUAAUGCAAAAGCCAUGAAAGAGGAGUGUGAAAGAAAAGAAGAAUUAAGCAAAAACCUAAAAAAUAAAUAUGAAAAAUUAAAAGGAGGCAAUAAAAGACAUGUUUAUACAAAAAGAAUACUUGAAAUAAUAGGCAAUGUUGAUAAGCAAAAUAUGGAAAUUAGUAAGAUACUUGAAGAUACAAGAAAGAUACAAAAAGAAAUAAACACACUUGAAGGCCAAUUAGACAGGUGUUUUACACUUGCUGAUGAAACAUUGUUUAAGGAUGCGAAAAAAGACGAUCAAGCAAAAAAAGCAUAUAAACUGUUAGCUCUAUUGCAUUCAGAGUGCAAUACUAUUGUAACCUUAGUAAAUGACACAGGAAAUUUGGCCAGAGAUAUUGUGGACCUAGAAGAUAGUAUUAAAGCUGAAAAGUCUAAAAGAACUGAAGACAUAUUACAAAAAAUACAAAUUGAUCUUACCAACCUCCAAAAGGAAACUAAA
Molecule: messenger RNA, 1479 nt
Organism: Iphiclides podalirius (scarce swallowtail)
Lineage: Eukaryota; Metazoa; Arthropoda; Insecta; Lepidoptera; Papilionidae
Source: the annotation of a GenBank genome assembly